Messenger RNA from Nematolebias whitei (Rio pearlfish), 1632 nucleotides. It is a transcript of the gene sp100.1, whose product is annotated as SP110 nuclear antigen, tandem duplicate 1. NCBI's taxonomy places the organism in Eukaryota, Metazoa, Chordata, Actinopteri, Cyprinodontiformes, Rivulidae. Gene Ontology annotation, cellular component: nucleus. The record is from RefSeq and is a predicted model, not a curated record. Gene Ontology annotation, molecular function: DNA binding; DNA-binding transcription factor activity, RNA polymerase II-specific; protein binding. The transcript has 15 exons. Bases 1 to 1632 code for a protein of 543 amino acids. Gene Ontology annotation, biological process: regulation of transcription by RNA polymerase II.
AUGGUAGGGGAAACACUGAAAGUGAUUCGAAUGAAGAGUAAAGAAAAUCUCAAGAAAGAAAUUUACGACCUCCUAGACUGGAUUGAGAUGAAGCGAUCGGAGCACAUCCCUAUGUUCUGGAAGUGUGUCUUCAAGGAGAUCAUUUUGAGCCAGUACCCCACUCUGAAAAUGAUGCGCAACAGCCUCUUGGACGGGUCUUUUCAGUUUGACACACUGCUGCCUGAGAAGAUGGAAGAAGAAGAUGAAGACCAAGAGGAAAGUCCUAUGAGUUCAGAAGAUGACGACUCAGGAAAGAAAAAGAGGAAAGUCAGAAAAAUGAGCACCGAAAGUGAUGAAGUGCUUCCUGGUCCUUCAGCUCAGCUGACUCCACGUCAGAAGAAAAAGUCCAAGAAAAUCCAUUUCUCGUCCCCCUUGAAGAAAGGAACAAAAGGUGAGAUCUGGACCUGGCCCCUCUAUAAAUCCCAGCUGCCUGUGACCUGUGGGGGUGUGGAGGGAACGCUCAUACGAGACCGACUUGCUAAAGGAGAAAAAUGCAUUCUGGCGAAAAAACAGUGGUUUACUCCCACUGAUUUUGAGAAGUUUGCAGGAAAAGGGAGCACCAAGAACUGGAAGUUAAGCAUCCGGUGUAUGGACACUCCCGUAGGACAACUCAUCAAGGAUGGUCACCUGAAGUCCGUAAGCUACAAAAGAACUAAACAGGUGAAGAACCCUGGGACGUCCUCAGACCAUUUAACCACAGAAGACGACAGUAUGGACGAUGAGGAUGAGCAGCAGCCAGAAUCCAACCCAGAUUAUUACAAAACCAUGUUCAAGGUGACAUGCGGAGCUUUGUCUGCGAAUUUAUACAAGAAACGCUUUGCGUCAGGCACAUGCAGUAAAAGUAUUCGUAUGGAGACGAGCUGGGUGACCCCAGUGGCGUUUGUAAAGGAAGCACUUGGUCAUGGACAGGACGCCUGGAGGAAGGACAUAGAGUACGAUGGAAAACCACUCAGUUCUCUCAUCCAGGCACAAGUGCUGUCUUUGCACUCACUUCUUUGCACUUGCAACCUGUGCAGACCAGAACCAGAAGACCUGGAUGAUCAGAAAAACGACGAUUGGUGUUUCAUCUGUAAAACCGAAGGAGAGCACGUUUUGGUAGAGUGCGAUCACUGUCCGAGAUCGUUCCACCAGAAAUGCCAUAUGCCUCAUAUAGACGACGAAGUUAAAAGUGAUGUCAGACCUUGGAUGUGCACGUUCUGUGUUUUUAAUACCAACCAAGUGUGCCGGUACGCUGAUGAGCAGAGAACUGAAGCUGUCUUGUCUCGCCAAAUGUCUCAACACAUGCUGGAAUGCCAGUAUCUCCUCUUGUAUCUGUGCAGCACUGACGAGGAGCAAAUAUUUGUGUCGAACCCCACACUUCAUAUAAAAAACUACCCCAGGUUUAUUACGACUCCGAUGUGGCUGGGCAAAAUCUCUGAGAAACUGCAGAAGAAACAGUACUUGACUGUUCGUGAGUUUGUGUCUGACGUUGAGCUAAUUUUCACCAACUGUGCAACUUUCAACCAGAGCAACGCUGAGUUCCGUACCAUGGGCGAACUUCUAAAACGGUUAUUUGAUCAAGAAUUUAAGAAGGCCUUCAACAUCCAGGAUUAG